This is a messenger RNA of Trichophyton verrucosum HKI 0517, 819 nucleotides long. RefSeq lists its product as uncharacterized. Bases 1 to 819 code for a protein of 272 amino acids. The transcript is spliced from 3 exons. Gene Ontology annotation, cellular component: mRNA cleavage factor complex. Lineage: Eukaryota; Fungi; Ascomycota; Eurotiomycetes; Onygenales; Arthrodermataceae. Gene Ontology annotation, molecular function: mRNA binding. The record is from RefSeq and is a predicted model, not a curated record.
AUGCCAUUUCUGAUAUUUACUGACAUAUACUUCAGGCCUAUCAUACCCGAAUCAUUCUCCGCAAACCAACCAAAGACAAUCAGACUAUAUCCUCUAUCAAACUACACAUUCGGCACGAAGGAGACGCAACCUGAGGAGGACCCCUCAGUUCUCGCACGCCUAAAGCGUUUAGAAGAACACUACGAGCAGUAUGGAAUGCGCCGUACUUGUGAGGGCGUACUAGUAUGUCACGAACAUAACCAUCCACAUGUUCUCAUGCUACAAAUUGCAAAUGCUUUCUUCAAAUUACCUGGAGACUACCUACAACAUUCAGAUGACGAGAUCGAAGGGUUCAAGGCGAGAUUAAACGAAAGACUUGCGCCAGUUGGUUCACAAUUCACUGGCGAAGGCGUCAAUGAAGAUUGGGAAGUCGGUGACACCCUGGCACAAUGGUGGCGGCCAAACUUCGAGACAUUUAUGUACCCCUUCCUACCGGGGCAUGUUACUCGACCGAAGGAGUGUAAAAAGCUAUAUUUCCUCCAGCUUCCCAAAAAGAAGGUUCUCUCGGUCCCCAAGAACAUGAAAUUACUUGCAGUACCCCUCUUUGAAUUAUACGACAACACUGCACGUUACGGGCCCCAGCUUUCAGCAAUCCCUCAUCUAUUAUCUCGGUAUAACUUUGAGUUUGUUGAUGAGAACGAUAAUGUUGUGGCUGUUACUCCUGGCCACCAGGCUAGCAAUGGAGUCCAUCCAAAGAGCAAAGUAUUGGCAGGCGGAGAAGACACAGCAAAUGGACAGGACAUCGGGAUGGAUGAAUUCGCUCCAGGCGACCAGGAGUAA